Messenger RNA from Talaromyces stipitatus ATCC 10500, 1734 nucleotides. Its product is annotated as chromosome condensation protein (CrcB), putative. NCBI's taxonomy places the organism in Eukaryota, Fungi, Ascomycota, Eurotiomycetes, Eurotiales, Trichocomaceae. The transcript has 2 exons. The record is from RefSeq and is a predicted model, not a curated record. The coding region runs from base 223 to 1734 and encodes 503 amino acids. Gene Ontology annotation, cellular component: membrane. Gene Ontology annotation, molecular function: fluoride transmembrane transporter activity. Gene Ontology annotation, biological process: fluoride transmembrane transport.
CGACGACUGUACAUACCGCGACGCAGAAUCGUCAAUCUAUAGCAAGAUGCUUUAUAGGCCACAUUCUAUUUCAUAAUGAACUAAUUCGUCCUUGAAUUUACAAGUCUCAGGUUGUCUAGAGGUGAAAUUCUGAGCGGGGAAUAAGGUACCUUACACCAAGCUUUUAACAAGAGUUUAACAAGAGCAGAUCAAAGCUGAUUUUUUUUACGACGAAAGGAGAAGAUGUCUCACUCAUCGCACGAUAUAAUAGACGACCUUGAAAAGGCACCAGACGAAGAAAACGCCGUGGCACCGCUAUCAGAACUCACCUCAGAACGACCGGUUGAGCGUCGCGAUCGCGGAACAGACCGCGAAAGGAUCAGAGACGAAGAACAACAAAGGGAGCAGGAAGAAAGUGCAGGCUACGAUGAGGGUAUACCGCUUGCAGAAAUCACGUCUGAGCCACCGGUUGAGAGACACGAAGAGCGAACGACGACGGUAGCAGAGGUUUUGCCUCCGUUGUCAGCCUGGGCUACAAGACUGUAUACGAUUUCAUAUCUGGUAUUCUUUGCGAUCUGGGGAACACUUGCGCGACUGGGUGUGCAGGCCUUGACGACGUAUCCUGGCGCACCCGUGCUUACGGGUGUGCUAUGGGCGAAUGUAGGCGGAUGUAUCCUAAUGGGCUUCUUCAUCGAGGAUCGAAACAUAUUUCGCGAAGAAUGGGGUCAACCUACAAACCCUGGAAAGUCGCAGAACCCACGGCGCAGGCUACCGUCCACAGCGAGCGCGCAAGAACGAUGGCUUAAAACCCACAAGACAGUGAAAAAAUCAAUUCCGCUUUACAUCGGCCUCACGACGGGGUUUUGUGGCUCGUUUACUAGUUUCUCGAGUUUUAUGCGAGAUGCGUUUUUGGCACUAUCGAAUGAUUUGGUCGAUCCGUCUGUUUUGUCUACUUCUAGUAGUCUGAUUGAUGGCCGCGGACGAGGGGAUAGUUUUAUGGCUGUUGUUGCGGUGCUCGCUAUAACCGUGUCGAUGAGUAUAGCCGCUUUUUAUCUAGGUGCCCACCUUGCGCUCGCGCUCGAUUCGUGGAUACCCAUCAUUCCAUUCCGAUUUACGCGAAAUGUGCUUGAUCGUCUUGUCGUUUUCCUAGGUUGGGGCUGUUGGCUCGGUGCAGUUUUUAUGGCUAUCUGGCCACCGCAUAAUGCAUGGCGAACCGAUGCACUGUUCGCGAUUAUCUUUGCGCCGCUGGGUUGUCUAUUCAGGUUUUAUAUGUCACUUGCAUUGAACGCGCGAAUCCCUGCUUUCCCCUUGGGAACUUUUGCGGUUAAUAUUAUUGGUACGGGGGUGUUGGGUAUGUGUUUCGAUUUGCAGCAUGUAGCUGGUAUUGGGGCCCCGGCUACAUCAUGGCGUUUUGAUCCUCUGGCAUCGUCAAGGCCGUCACGUUUCCCUGGUGCGGCGGCUGAGAUAGAGGCCACCGCACGCUCGAUCUUGGUAUCCUGUCAGGUCUUGCAGGCUGUCAUGGAUGGAUUCUGUGGCGCGACUACGACGGUGAGUACCUGGAUAGCUGAGCUGACGUCUAUUGGACUGGGAACCUCGCGACGGCGUCGAUUUGCAUGGGCGUAUUUGUAUGCUGUGGUUAGUAUGGGAGUGGGAUUGGGAUUGUUGGUUAUUGUUAUGGGGAGUGUACGAUGGAGUCGUGGCUACGUGGCCCUCGUAUAUACUACUUUUGUCCAGUCAAUGUCAUAUGUAUCAUAA